Solea senegalensis (Senegalese sole) is the source of this 1251-nucleotide messenger RNA. Its product is annotated as ras-related protein Rab-34-like. The coding region runs from base 197 to 955 and encodes 252 amino acids. Gene Ontology annotation, biological process: phagosome-lysosome fusion; endocytosis. Lineage: Eukaryota; Metazoa; Chordata; Actinopteri; Pleuronectiformes; Soleidae. Gene Ontology annotation, molecular function: GTPase activity; GTP binding. The transcript is spliced from 11 exons. The record is from RefSeq and is a predicted model, not a curated record.
AAAGUAGAUUUGUUUUUCUCGGCAGAGUUAGGAAUAUUCUGUUCACAUCUACAGGCUCAAAGUCACUCCUCAUUCUUCAUCGUUUUGUUCCAUCCUGUACUUCCAGACGUUGGUUCAUGUGUCUUGGUUUUUGUGGGAGGAGAGGUGAGAACAAAAAAAAAAGGAGGUGAAAGAGUGUGUGAGCCACUGUCGUAGCAUGUUUCCACCCGUGAAGAAGGACCGGAUUAUUACUCAGCUCCCUAAGUGUUUUAGUCCAGAUGCAGCGCUGCACACCAAAGACAGUUUCCACCCGCAGGUGAAGGCUGUUUGUCGCGUGCAGAAGUCAGACACAGUGAGCUUUAAUAUCGCCAAAGUCAUCGUCGUGGGAGAUGUUUCCGUUGGAAAAACAUGUCUCAUCAGCAGUUUCUGUAAAGGUGAAAUUGAUAAGAACUACAAAGCGACCAUAGGUGUGGAUUUUGAGAUGGAGCGUUUUGAAGUGCUUGGCGUUCCCUUCAGUUUACAGUUGUGGGACACAGCAGGUCAGGAGCGCUUCAAGUGCAUCGCGUCCACCUAUUACAGAGGAGCACAAGCCAUCAUAGUGGUGUUUGACUUGAGCAGUGUGAGCUCACUGGUACACGCCAGGCAGUGGCUAGAGGACGCUAUGAAGGACAACGACCCGUCCAGUGUUUUACUCUUCCUCGUUGGUACUAAGAAGGACCUGAGUAAUCCAGAACAGUUGGCGAAGGUCGAGCAGGAGGCGAUCAGACUCUCUGAGGAAAUCAAAGCAGAAUACUGGGCCGUGUCUGCAAAGUCAGGAGACGGCAUCAGAGAUUUCUUCUUACGCGUGGCCUCUCUGACGUUUGAGGCCAGCGUUUUGUCCGAGCUCGAGAAGAACGGGUCGAGGAACGCUGGCGACAUCAUCAGACUCACAGAGACCAACCACACGCCAGCCAAGAGGAAACCCAACUGCUGCUGAGGAGAGAGAGAGCGUGACAAACACCUGGACGUGCAGUGGAUCUCACAGCAACGUGAAACUGAACGUAUGGAUUCACCAUCGUGACUAGAGCCCGUUAAACAGCUAAAAAGUGAUGCUUUAAUAUGUCUGCAGACGGCCUGAGAGGAAAUGACGGAUGAUCCACGCUGUGGGUUUGACAUCACGGCUGUAAAGUGAACAGUGUCCACAGUGUCUUCUCAGGAAUGUGUGCACUGCUGGUUUGUACAGAACUACAACAAAUAAAGCGUUGUGAUGUGCUAUCGUUGCAAAAAAACCAA